This is a messenger RNA of Fonsecaea monophora, 597 nucleotides long. RefSeq lists its product as hypothetical. Gene Ontology annotation, biological process: glutathione catabolic process. NCBI's taxonomy places the organism in Eukaryota, Fungi, Ascomycota, Eurotiomycetes, Chaetothyriales, Herpotrichiellaceae. The record is from RefSeq and is a predicted model, not a curated record. The transcript is spliced from 5 exons. Bases 1 to 597 code for a protein of 198 amino acids. Gene Ontology annotation, molecular function: glutathione specific gamma-glutamylcyclotransferase activity; gamma-glutamylcyclotransferase activity. Gene Ontology annotation, cellular component: cytoplasm.
AUGAGUCCCGUUCACACUCAAGACUUCUGGCUCUUUGGCUAUGGGAGCCUGAUAUGGAAACCUCCACCACAUUUUGAUCAGCGGAUUCCAGGGUAUAUCAAAGGUUACGUUCGACGCUUCUGGCAGCAACGCCAUACGGAAGGGGACGUGGUUUGGGGCGUCGCUUAUCAUAUCAUACCAUCAAGAGUCAAGGAAGUUCAAGAGUACCUCGAUAUUCGCGAAAUAAAUGGAUACAGCAUUCAAUACACUCCCUUUCACCCUGCGGACACUUCGCUUGCAGAUCUGCAUUGCCUGGUCUAUAUCGGUAUGCCUGACAACCCUCAGUUCUUGGGUGCUUUGCCGCCGGAUGAAGUUGCAGAAACGAUCAACGCCAGUAUCGGUCCAAGUGGGGAGAAUAGAGAGUACCUUCUCCAUCUUGAACAGGCCCUGAAAGAACUGAGCCCAGACAGCCAUGACGAACAUAUCGCAGACCUUGCGCGACGAGUGCGAGCUCUUACUCCGCCCCAUAGAUUUCCGCGUCGCCCGUGUGCACCUGAGAAUACCUUGCGAAAAGUCAACAGUACUGAGGAGCAGGAGGAGAUAGAGAAGGAAGUAUGA